Molecule: messenger RNA, 1815 nt
Organism: Huiozyma naganishii CBS 8797
Lineage: Eukaryota; Fungi; Ascomycota; Saccharomycetes; Saccharomycetales; Saccharomycetaceae
Gene: MDM30
Product: SCF ubiquitin ligase complex subunit MDM30
Exons: 1
Coding region: 1-1815 (604 amino acids)
Molecular function (GO): protein binding
Source: RefSeq, a predicted model, not a curated record
AUGAUGCCACGCCCCAACGAUGCUACAGACAGGACUCGAUAUUUGACGAUUGAAGACCUCCCUCAAGAUCUGUGGAAUUUGAUAGUGCGCGAUCUUGAUUUUGAGGACUCGAAAAGUUUGUGUGUUUGUAGCAAAAAGCUAUACAAGAAAAUGUGUGAUCCCAGUAUCUGGAAAACGCAAAGCUACAACCAUUUUCUAUCGUAUGAAUUGACUGAGGAUAUAUUGAGCCUACAUGGCCCCGAGAGCUUCGAUGAAAGGUUGCAACAGGUCCAGAAAGAUAACAAUUGGCACAACUUUUUCGUCUCUAGAGUUUCCUCUGAAUCCAUAUUGUGUGACUACCUGUUCGACUGCAGCUUGAGACAUACAGUUCACGAGACAUAUUGGAAUUGUCUAAAAAACGUACCAGACCGUAAUAUAAGCCACGGAUUUCUUAUAAAUACCCUGAAACAGUUCAUUGAAGAGGAAUUUAAUAAAAUGUCCCGUGGAAUGUUUUCUCACUUCGACUCUAUUAAACUGGCGCAAGAUAUGGCACAAAGUAUUCGUCACCAACAACUGUUUUCAUACAUCAAAAAACAACUCGAGAAAACCACUGCAACAACUGUUAGGGAUAUCCUUGAAGACCGCCAAGAUAAUGAAUACGUGGACAGCGAGGAACUGCUUUUGUUGAUGUCAACUAUGGACCCGGCAUUUGAGAAUCUACUCCCCUAUAGGAAACGAAUGUAUAAAAUGUUAAACAGAGCCAUGGAUAGUAUUUUCGAGAGAACUUCAAACAAAUUCAUUCCCUUUACCAUAUUAGCAGCUGCAGAAAAGCUUUUCAGUAUUUUCGACACAUCGCCAUCUAACGGACAUUUGGAAAGUUUAAUGCUGCCUAGAGUCUAUGCUCAUGAAGCUCCUGCCCACCCUGACUUGCUUUUUUCGAUUCUUCAAAAGAUUUGUAUGGACAGGGGGUAUUUGACAAGAAUGGGGUUUGGCUGCUUAAUAUUUGAUUGGCGUUCGGAGCGAUAUUACUACAUAUCGUCUGGAGAUAAUAUUACUCUUGAAACAGAAAGUAGCCUACGAACCAGGCCCUUUAACAAUACAACGGAAGUCCAGCAGGAGCCUUUAAGCGCUCUUGCCAUAAUGCACCGCUUCUAUGAGCAAUUUUUCUUACACCGUACUUCUUCUUUUUGGCAUGAGAGAGAUAGACGAUUAUCAGACCAGGAAAACAUUAUGCUGAGAUAUCGGGUCAGCAAGGGUCCCAUUCCAGAUGGUAAUGUAGAACACUUUAGGAAAAGUUUUAGCCGGGCUCUACUAAUAAAAGAAUUUGUUGCCGAUUCUUCGCAGGAUAAUCAGGCAAUUAUAAACUCUUGUUUACAAGAUAUCAGCGACAGUACAAUGAAGUUAUUUCCGAUGGAUCUUGCGUACGUAAAAGAUCUAACUGGAUUCGAACCCCCUCAGUACAAGCUCAAGUAUGACGAAUGGCUGUCUCGCCGGUAUCCGUUAUCCAUCUCAAACUUUAAAGAAGGAUCAGAUCUAAUAGGGAAAUUCAUGUUAACAAGAGAUGAUAGAUUGGGCUGUAUUGCAGGGGUCACCAGAGUAAUGGGAUCUGAUGAUUUGCAUAUCACUCUUUUUGAUAGUAUGGGUGACUAUAUUGUAGACGGCUUGUCCUUUCUGAAAAGUUUUGAAUGGGAUGAAGAUGUCAUCGCCGAGUUUCUAGAAACUUCAAUACCAAGGGGCACAGUGGGAUUGAUAUUUCAUUCCAUUGAUUGGGAAAAACGUAAGCUGGGCUUGAACCUCAGAGCUUUGCGCGCCAUUGCAUCUAGAGGCGGACUUUAA